GAAAAUAUAUUUUUAUUUUGGAAAAAAAGUUCUCGGCUUAUCAUCGAAUGGACUGCCAACCGCAAGGACAAGAAAAAGUCGACCAUGCAGACGUGCGGGAGGAUAUGGUCGAGUUUUGGCGGGAAUUGUCACACGACUGCUCCGUGCAGGAGAUGAUGGGAGACGAGAACGCGGACGAACUUGACCAGGAGGAGCGGCCGGAAAUACUCGCCAUGCUGCACGACCUCUCCGGGAAACGUGUGCUGGAGCUCGGGGCUGGCAUUGGUCGUUUUACUCCGAGUGUUGCGGGACAAGCCGAUCACGUGACGGCCGUAGACUUCGUGGAAGCCUUCAUCAAGAAAAACGAGGAGACGAACAGGCAUCUGGGUAAUAUAGUCUUCCUGCAGGCUGACGUCACACGUCUGGAUCUGCCACCGGAAAGCGUGGACGUAGUGUUCUCCAACUGGUUGAUGCAGUACCUGGCGGACGAAGAGGUCUCUGCACUUGCCGCCAAGGCUCUGUCUUGGCUGACUGAUGGUGGCUACUUUUUCUUCCGAGAAUCCUGCUUCGAGAAGUCCGGGAAUAAGGUUAAGGACGGUUCCUUCAACCCGACCUUCUACCGCAGCCCGGCGGACUACAGCGCCAUAUUUUAUGCUGUGGCGCAGGACGGCCGAUAUGUUUACCAGGAGCAGUUCGCUGGACGGGCCGUAAAGACGUACAUUAAGCACAAGAAUAACAAACACCAGCUCUGUUGGCUGCUGAAGAAAGUCCGCCAUGACCGCUCGGAUGACGUGAACAUAAAGUGAUGGCAGCUGUCACGGAGUAGAUGAAGUAACUAUAGUAA
Molecule: messenger RNA, 823 nt
Organism: Branchiostoma belcheri (Belcher's lancelet)
Lineage: Eukaryota; Metazoa; Chordata; Leptocardii; Amphioxiformes; Branchiostomatidae
Product: phosphoethanolamine N-methyltransferase 3-like
Exons: 6
Coding region: 48-785 (245 amino acids)
Source: RefSeq, a predicted model, not a curated record